This is a messenger RNA of Rhopilema esculentum, 6727 nucleotides long. RefSeq lists its product as uncharacterized. Gene Ontology annotation, cellular component: mitochondrion. Gene Ontology annotation, biological process: translation. The record is from RefSeq and is a predicted model, not a curated record. Gene Ontology annotation, molecular function: ribosomal large subunit binding. Lineage: Eukaryota; Metazoa; Cnidaria; Scyphozoa; Rhizostomeae; Rhizostomatidae.
AAUUUCAAUACUAUAGCCUCUUCUCGGAAAAGAGGUGGAGGCUGAGCAUGGCGGCUGUGCUACUGUGCUACUGAAAGUGGUGGCCUAUCACCCAUCAAAUCGUAUUUGAAAUUGUAGAAAAAGAAAAAGAACGAUGGCUUUGCAAAAGUCUUCUAAAAUAUGGCUACAAACAUAUGCUAAUUUCAAUGUGAAACAUGGUAUAGAAAGAGUUUUAGGCCUACGGCCAUGGAGAAAUUGCAAAGUAAAUAGGGGUCAGAACAGUUCCAGUACUUUCAGAAAGAUAUUAGAGAACGAGAACUUCUUUACAAGGACAGAAGACUUUCAUUUUAGAGUAUUACCAGAAAUUAAACGACUGGCGUUAUUAUCAAGGUCACCCAGCCGCGACAGUGCCUUCACCUUCACAUCAAACCAUUUAACAUUGUUGGCGAAACUAGAACUUGUUGUGGCAGACAAGUGUAAUAAAUGUCUCAGGCGAUCCAUUUCUUACUCGGCACACCUGUACUCCAAAAAAGCUCAAAAAAGCAAAAGCAAAGGCAAGAAACUUUCACUUGCAAUGGAUGAUGCAGAAGGGAUUGUGGACCUGCAUAAUUUACAGCAAAGAAUGGAAGAGGUCCUUGAAGAAAUGAAUCAAGACCUUGCGACAAAAGUGCCACUUAGAAUUACAACAGGCUUCUUGGAUAAUAUUUUGAUUGAAAUUACCAAGGGAAAGAAAGUACCUUUGUAUCAAGUUGCACAAAUCAAAUCAACAAGUGAUUUUUUUCACGUAGAAAUCCAGGAUACAUUUCUCAAUGCAUCAAAAGUUAUAUCAAGUGCCAUAAUUGAAACAGGAUUCAACAUGCAACCAACUACCAAGGGCAAUACAAUUACAAUACCAAUACCAUUGUUCACACAUGACCAGCGGAACUCCAUUGAAAAAGUGGCAAAAGUUAUAGCAAACAGUGCUAAAGAUGGACUAAGAAAAGUCAGACAGAAAGGAAUGGUUCAAAUCCGUAAUAACAAAGAAGGCCAAUCCAAAGACUUCAUACGGCGAAUUGAAAAUCAGGUACUAAGCAUUAACCAUCAGGCCUGGCUGUUUGAGGUGAGCGAUAGCUCGCGCUCGCCUCCAUGCUCCCCUCGCAACCUGAGGUGCAGCAGCUGACAGAUCAUUACACAGAAAAAGCUGAGAUGGUUCUUGAGCAAAAACUUAAAGAAGCUAAUAAGAAAAAAUGAAGAUUUAGCAAAAAUAUGUAUAUAUUCCAAUAAUGUAAGAGUAUUUUUGUGUUAAACUUUUGUGGCCCCUUGAAAAAGUGCAAAUAAAAUCAGAAAUAUAAGACCAAUUGCAUUGUCUUCUCGCCUCUUAUGAAAAUAAGUAAAACAAUGGAAUGGACUGAGAGUUUUCCUCCUCGAAUCCAUAACUAAAAUAAACCAAACAUAUCAAUGUGUCAACAUUUUGUAGAAUAUUUCUUUGCUUACCUGUAUCUGCAAGUUCAAAUUCUGGCCCAUCUAAUCCCUUUUCAUUAUUUCCACUCUCCAGAUGGCUGUAUGGAUAUUCAUUUUGAGGAUACUUGUAGAGAGCUUUCAUGUAAGAGUGGGUUGGUGUGGAGUCAAUGUAGUAGUAGUUUUCUUUCACAUCUUCACCAUGAUUGCCUUAAAAAAGCUUCACAUGUCAUUGUUUGACUAGCAUUUUAUUUGGGAGCUUCCAAUAUUAUACUCCCACAAUUCUUUAUUAGAACCAUUAAUAAAAUUGUCUCAAAGUCAAACCCUCUGUAUUAUGUUUAAAAUAUCAUCAAGUAGAAAGUCUAGCAUCAUAAAAUAAUCAAAAUCAUCAUUAAUGUUUACAGGUUUUAAAAUCCAUAAAAUUAUUGUUUGUCAUCUGUCUCAUUCACAACAUUCACAAUCAUGAUGAUUACAGGGAUGUGCCCUAUAUUUGCAUUAAGAGAAUGCAGGGUACAACCCUUACAUUUGGAAGUAAAAAAGGUUUUAUCAGAUAAUUUUCUAUCGCGGCUGGAGAAUUUCAAAGUUUUUACUAAAUUUCCAAUAAAAGUUUUAUUAUUGGAAUUAGGGGAACAGGUGCUCCCAGUAUCAGAAUGUUUAGUCUACAAAUAACAAUUUGCCUUCAGAAGAAAUUAAUGGGGCAGCCAAUGUUACCAUGUUUAAGACCUCAGACCAAGCCAAUAAUAAUUCGAAAACGGUGUGUCUUCUACACAGUGAAAUAUGGUAGUUCCUUUUUUUAUUAUUUUGAACCCACCCUUUAUUCUCAUAGCAGAUGUGCUGCUUUUAUGCCACUAAGUUGGUCUUGCAUUUAAUUUUAAGACAAAGCCAUACCUUGGGGGCCAGUGAGACCAAAUAGCCUUUCUUUUAGAAUAGCAUCCUUGCCAUUCCAUAAAGCCAAAGCAAAACAAAGUCUACAUUCUCUGUCAGUUAUUCCAAGUAGACCAUCUUCACCCCAUCUGUAGGCUCUGGACCUUGCUUGAUCAUGACUAAAGUAUUCCCAACUGAAAAUUAAUAUGAAAACCAGAGAUGGAAAAAAGCUUGAUGCUUUCAAAUUGAUAAAUUUUCUGGUAGUGAACAAAAUGAACUGAACCAAUUUCUGUCUCGUAAAGUCGAUAUGUAAGAAAUAAUGUCAUAGCAUGGGGCCACUUUUUUCUGAAAACCUAUGAGAGAUUUUGUAAUUUUUAACAACAUUUGAGGCAGUUCAAGGAGAUCUCAAUAUCAAGUUCUUUAGCUGUUUUAAUGGCCAUGGAUAAACUGAAACACAAAACUCCCUGUAUACAUUUGCCUUUUUAAACAGCAAAAUAUACAAAUAUUAUUGAACAAAAUAUUCCUCACAGGCUACAGCUAAAAUCUGCAUAAAAUAACCUGAAUUUCUUUAAGGUAGAAAAGACUUGAUAUUAACUUAUUCAUAGUGGUCCUUCUAUAGCAGGUGCUUAAUUGGAAGAAAAGUUUGAAGGUUCUGCAAGGCUUGCAGCUAUAAAUCUGCAGUUUUUUUAAGGAGUUUUGGCUUUUAAGUACAUGGCACCAUAGGAUUACCAUUUAUUGCUGGUUCUAACUUUAUAACUUGGAUAUAGCAUUGAUGUCUCCAAGAAACAAACCUAUCAAUUUGAUACAUGGUCGAAAAAUUCUUUCUACUGUGGACCUACACAAAACGUGACUAAAAAUCUUAUGCAAAUGCAUCCAGACCAAGCACCUCUUCUUCUGACAAAUCAAACAGGCUACCAAAACGUUUGAACAUGCUUGCUGGAUGUCUGAUAAAGAAAACUUUUCUUUAUUUGGACCACUAAUAAAAUGUCAUAUUAACCGUUGUUUGGUUGAUAGUAAAAAAGGACAGAGAGUUAUGACAGUGGCAGACACCUGGGAGGGCAAGCGGGUGGGCAAUCCUCUCAAUAUUUUGGAGGACAAUGGUAUUUAGUUCUAAUACAAUGGAAAAAUGUGACAUCUUCUUAUGAAAAUAAUAGGCUUGCCCCCCCCCCCUAAUAUUUGACCAAGUGUCUGCCCCUGAGCCUCGAUAACAGGAGAGCAUACCUAAAUAAGGUACCUCAUAGUUAUUUUGAAAAUAGGUUCUGUCAACUAUCAACUGUAAACAAGAGUUUUAGAAAUCCCAUGAAACUACAGUGAUCACACCACAGGGAAGCAGCUUCUUGCAGAGGACACAUAUUUGCCAUAAUUGAUGUCUUUAAUGCUUAAGUUCUGCUCUUUAUUGCUUGACUGUUACUACUUUGCUUGUGAAAUUAUGUAAGAAUAUGAAUUCACCAUGUGUCUUUAAGGGAAUUUCUUCGCAUAUGAUAAAAAGUUGAAGUAAGACAAGUCAAUGAUAGUGCUAAAGACAACUUCGCCUGUAGGGGCAACCCAUUCUUUCUGUAAUGUUAGGUUCAAAGCUCCAUCCCUAAAAUCUCAAAACUUUUAGAGAUGCCACAGAAUAAGUUAUAAAUCAAAGCUGUCUUUAUUUUUUGCUUCUUUAGAAUUAUACUGUUUCAAUGUAUCUAUCCAUAUAUAACAAACUGAACGUUUAAAGAUAACUUCCUCUACUAAACAGUUUAAUAUUAGACCAAAUAAAGUAGAAAAUUGAUUAUGAGGAUAUAGUCUUUCAUCACAGCAUGCUACAUUUAUAAACAUCAUCCUGCUGUCUGCAAUAAUGCAAUGUAACACAAGCUUGCAAGUGAUACUGAUAACUAACAAUGACUCAGCAGUUUCGAAGCAAGGUCCAAGUUGAAAACAAUAAUGAAAUGAAAUAACAAAUUACAAUGAAAUAAAAAAUUUUAAUUCAAAACAUGCAAUAAAUAUAAUACCAGCUUCCAUCAGGUGAAUAAUCUUCUCUCACUGUACCCCAUUGCCUCUCUGAUAGAUAAGGACCCCAUCUUUUCCAAUUCUUCUCUCGCUUGUCAUCUUGUCGCAAACGCUGAACUUCUUCUGUGUCAAACUCAUAAAGAACUUGCCACUUUGCACUGUUUGACUUAUGAAUCUCCUUGCCGUUUGCAUCGGUUGGUUGUUGCUUCCCAGACAUAUUGAAGUGCUGAGAACUAAAAACCGCCCUUGUUUACAAGCGGAUCGAUGCCUAGGCCACAACAGGAGGGUGCAACAACGGCAACAGCAAUAAACAUUCUUGUCUGCCACCGCAAGUUCAAAAUAUUUACAUGAGUUUUGUGCUCGCAGCGUCCAAAACUGGGAAACAGAAUCUAUUCUGUGACCUGGAUCGAUUUCGGAAAAACCAUUAAUUCCAACGCAAUAAAUCACUUUUUACCUCAGCAUGUUACCUCAUCAAUAAGCACACAUCUAUUUCAAUAUCUAUAAUUAGUGAAAACUCAAAGUGAAAACCUCAACGUAAUCUUCUCGAAGCGACUAGAGGAGGGGGGCUAGGUGGGUUAGGAUUAUUUAGGCCUUGACCCUGUCUUGGCUAUUGAUAGCCCUGUAUGUUUUUUAUAACAACUAGAAGUAUCAAGGAUAAUACAAGAUCCAACCGUAAGACGGGAAGCUUUAAAUGAGUUGCGCGAUUUAUACAAAGGUGAAAACGAUAUUAAGGAAUAGUUUGGGUUCACGCAGAAAAAAUCAGCAAAUUCCUCUAGAAAAAAAUUUUGCAGCAAAACAAGACAAUGAAAAUAGAAUAAGUCAUGAAAUAUUUCAGAUGAUGAUCCGUGUAGACAAACGUCAGAAGUACCUUCUGGAAUAAAUGUUGAUCAGCAACUAAAUACACAAAAUAUUAUGGCUGGAAUAAAACUUUUUCUAAACUCAGCAUUACAACCUACAAGAAUACAGCCUACAGAAAUACAUUCGAGCAAACUUGUUAAAAAUUCAGAUAUUUGUCAACGUCCAACUAUGAUGCUCACACUUCGCCUUGAUUAUCGUCCACAUUAUAUUCAACCCAAUCAUGGGCGAUGGGUGCUGACAACAUCGUAUCUGUGAUAGCAAAGGCAUCACACAAGUCCAACGCAUGUGGUGCAAUGGAGCGACAAAGUUCUGCCGACUUAGCGUUGACUUCCCCUGCACUUCUCUUUGACAGUCCACCAUGAAGCAAGAACCAACCAAGAUCUCUUUCCAGAAUGUUCAACAAGUACAAAUGAUAGAGAUCUGUUAGUAUUGGCUUCAGAGACUCGUCGGCUGUUUUGAGAGUUUCCGCAAAUCUCUCGCUUACAAGACACUCAACAUACGAUUUUGCACAAGCCUGCACAAGAUCACUUUCUUCCAGCAUCCAUGACUUGUACAGCCCACUAGGGCCUGCCUCCAUCAUCUUUCCGCCUAGAGUCAUAAAAAGCAGUUGCUCUCUGUUUUCCAACAGAUAGUGCAAAUACGACAGGUCAGAAAUAUUCUCUGUAGGAGACUCUAGACUUUUUGGUCUGAAUGCAGUAAGGCGUUCUUUGGCUACCUUUUGCAUGAGAACAGAGUUGUCACCUUCAGCUGUCAUUGCUGCGUGUGCAAGUCCUAUGAAAGUACCGAAUCUAUUGCAGGAUAGGUAACCCUGCCCACCACAUCUUUCUCUUGUUGUUGAUGCGACUUCUUCACAGUGCCAAGAUGCCAUUGGCUUAAUUGCACAGCACAUUGUGACGAUUUCAGGGUGCUCAGAGCCAUCCUUGUUUUGAAAAGCCCAUCUGUCCUUCACGUAAUCCAAAGCUAGAUUGAUUGCAUAUGUUCUAGCCAGUAAUGGCAUGAGGGCACGUUGUUGAAGCUGAUAAGCUAAAAUGGGAGUAUCCGACUUCCCUUUGGGUCCUACAGUUAAUCUUGUGGCAGAAUAUCUUAAUGCAAUAGUCAGUGCAGCUUUACUAGCUCCCAUAGACAUACUUGCAAUGCAAAUUCGCCCUGAAAGUAAUUGAUCCGCAACAGUCAAAAACCGCUUCCUGUUCCCAUCUAUCUUGCUUGUGAAUUUUCCAUCUUCAGAAACAUCAGAGUACAGAUUAAGAAGAUUUUCACGAGGCACUCGAACGUUGUCAAAGAAUAACUUAGCAUUGUCAACACCAUUGCCUGACAUUUUGUAACCCAUGUCCUCAAUUCGCACACCUGGCAUUGGCUUCAGAUUAUCAUCUCUUAUGCGGACAAGGACCCCAUGAAUACCAUGACAUUUAUCAUCAGUGUAAAGCUGAGAAAAGACAACGGCCCAUUUGGCAUGGACAGCCCCGUUUGUGAUCCAGUACUUCUGUGCAACUGUCGUAGGUGUGUUCACGAUGAACUCUUUCGUAGCUGGAUCAUAUAUGGCAGUGGUCUCCAUUUCAACCGCAUUAUUCCCAUAGCCAAGUUCAGUCAGGCCAAAACAACCAACAUC